GAAUUCUUAAUCCAUGUAGAGUGACGGUGCACCAUCUUCUUUACGUUAUGACGCGCAUUUGACCAGGGAUAGGAAAAACUUUGGUGGGCCAUGAGGACUUGGGUGCUGUUUCUAAGCAGAGUGCGGGUUUAGGAAAAAAGCAAUCGAAAGAAAGCCAAAGAACAAAUUUGUGACUAUUGUACAUGGACCCCAAGUCUGAGAAGGUCCACUAAUGUCUGCGUUGCUCUUGGUCUGUGUCUGGAUUGUCGUGAGCAGGUCUCAGGUCGCCCUGACCGUUGGUCUGAAAUCAUGGACACCUUGCACAGACCUCAGACAGCUGGACCUGCUGUCAGAAGUGAUCCCCCCGAGCAAGUCCCUAGCUGGGUUAAGAAUGGUCCAAUCUCAAGGAGCACGUGGCUUUCACCUCUCCCCAUCACCCCAUGUGCUCAGCUUCCCGUCAUCACGGCUUUUGCAGUAUUGCCAUUUCUUCCCCGAGGAAUUCUCCAUUGUUGUCACUGUGAAGAUCCCCAGUCUUCCGCCAAAGAAAAACGAAUAUCUGUUUACUGUAAUCAGAGAAGAGAGCAAACAUGUCCUUCUUGGAAUAAGAUACAGCGAAAAUAAGAUUCACUUCCUGUUCUGGAACGCAGAACACUCCCAUAAUUUUCAAACCAAAGUUACAUUUCGAGGCGUCUCGCUGGCCAAUGACCAGUGGCACACGUUAGUCUUAGCUGUGUCCGGUAUCUCCAUUUCCCUCACCAUUGACUGCAGUAUACCAAUGGAAAUUGUUCUAGACAACCCAUUUCCUGCAUACUUAAAUACCUCUAAUUCUCGGAUAUACGUUGGAAGCAGAAGACGACGCAAAGGCUUUUUCUCAGGCUUGUUGAGGCAACUUGUUCUCUUGCCAGGAUCUGACGCAACAUUGAUAAUGUGUCCCAGCGCCAGGCCAAGGCUGGCAGAGCUGUCCAUCCCCAAGGUGCUGAAAGAACUACCAGUGAGGACUGAAGGAAGUGAAGUUCAACUGAUCUAUCCUUAUGAAGCGGAUAUGAAGGUGACCCUGGGUCCACAGCCUCCAUGCACUAAUAAUGAAAUCUCCCAGUUCUGGAUGGAUACGUCACUCAAGGGCCUAUUCCUUUGUAAUGGCAUCAAGUGGAUACCAGUGUUUGAAAGGAAGGAGAAGCUAGACUAUGUGGAGGAGUACCAGAACUUGGCCACUGCUUCGGAAACCAUGGGGCUGGAGAUCUUCCUCAUCCCUGACGUUGGCUAUUUUGCGGUUAUGGCUAACAGGAAUAAUCGUCCCGGCUCGGCUCUCUAUAGGUGGAGCGAGGAAAAGUUUAUGGUCCAUCAAUACUUUAUCACCUUCCAAGCUCAGGCCUGGAAGCACUUCACCAUCGGAAAAAGGAUAUUCUUAGCCUUGGCGAACUUUGAGAAGAAUGACGAUGGGGAGGAGAUGUCAGUCAUUUACAAAUGGAAUCCCAAGAAAAUAAAAUUCCUCCCAUAUCAGAGUAUAAGGACGUACAGUGCACGCGAUUGGGAGGCGUUCCACAUCGAAGGAGAGACGUUUUUGGCUGUUGCCAACCACAGAGAAGGUAAUAACCACAAUAUUAACAGUGUUAUCUACAAGUGGAACUCAAGCAACAUGCUAUUUGAGGUCAACCAGACCAUCCCUACCUCAGGCGCCUACGACUGGGAAUUCUUCAGUAUUGGACCUUAUGCCUUUCUUGUUGUAGCGAAUACAUUUAACGGCACAUCCACCAACAUCCAGUCCCAUAUCUACAUCUGGCUGGGGAGCGCCUUUAGGUCUUUUCAGUCUGUAACGACAUAUGGCGCAUCGGACUGGGAGUUUUUCAGGAUAAAGGAUCGCUUCUUUCUGGCUGUCGCCAACAGUCACAAUUACACUGUAGGGAUAAAGAUGCAAAAGCCAGAGGAAUAUGCAAUUAACUCCACAAUAUAUGAGCUGAACAUCACCGUACAGCAAUUUGUCAAGUUCCAGGAUGUUCUCACCUACAGCGCUGUGGACUGGGAGUUCUUCACAGUGGGAGACGAUUAUUAUCUGGUCGUAGCAAAUUCCUAUGACGGCAACUCAUUCUCUGUCAACAGUGUUAUAUACAGGUGGCAGGGCUAUGAGGGCUUUGUGGCUGUCCAUUAUUUGCCCACUUACGGUUGUCGAGACUGGGAAGCAUUUAAGAGCAACAACGGCUCCUAUAUCAUGUAUUCCAGUGCCAAGGAGCCCACGGCAAGGGUAUUGAAACUGCGGACUCUCUGAAUUUCCGACAAAUACACAUAAACCAUUGGAAAACGCAGCAAUCCAUGAUGAGGUUAUUGCAUUGACUUGCCUAAUGUCUGGGGAGGCAUUUGUUUUAUAAACCGCACCAAUCAAGACCUUGCUUUCAUUGUGUAACUUUCACUGGACAAAUAAAAAGCUAGAUGCUGAUUGGUUACUGUGGCUUAGGGGGACAUGUACUAA
Pseudophryne corroboree (corroboree frog) is the source of this 2443-nucleotide messenger RNA. RefSeq names its product thrombospondin type laminin G domain and EAR repeats (gene TSPEAR). Gene Ontology annotation, biological process: signal transduction. The transcript is spliced from 12 exons. The record is from RefSeq and is a predicted model, not a curated record. The coding region runs from base 212 to 2242 and encodes 676 amino acids. NCBI's taxonomy places the organism in Eukaryota, Metazoa, Chordata, Amphibia, Anura, Myobatrachidae.